AUGCCAAUUCGCAAUAGGCGUGCCGCAGUCUCCCCUUCGCGAGUUUCCCGCCGCCUUCGCCCCCACACGUUCCUAUCCGCCGCCUUCGCCCCCACACGUUCUUAUCCGCCGCAUUCGCCCCCACACGUUCUUCCCGCCGCGUUCGCCCCCACACGUUCUACCCGCCGCAUUCGCAAUGCGGCGUCCCCCCAGCCGCACGUUUCCUACCACUUAUUCUCCAUUCCCCCUGCUACCCCUAUCAUACUCUCCCUCCCCCCUGCUACCCCCUGUCAUUCUCCCUCCCCACUGCUACCCUUGUCAUCCACCCUUCCCCCUGCUACCCCUAUCAUUCUCCCUUCCCCCUUGCUACCCCUAUCAUUCUCCCUUCCCCCUUGCUACCCCUAUCAUUCUCCCUUCCCCCUGCUACCCUUGUCAUUCUGCCUGGCCCCUUGCUACCCUCGACAGUCCUCCCUCCCCCCUGCUACUCUUGUCAUUCUCCCUUUCCCCUUUCUACCCCUGUCAUUCACCCUUCCCCCUUUCUACCCCUGUCAUUCACCCUUCCCGCUGCUACCCCUAUCAUUCUCCCUUCCCCCUUGCUACCCCUAUCAUGCUCCCUUCCCCCUGCUACCCCUAUCAUUCUCCCUUCCCCUUGCUACCCCUAUCAUUCUCCCUUCCCCCUGCUACCCUUGUCACUCUCCCUUCCCCCUUGCUUCCCCUGUCAUCCACCCUCCCCCCUGCUACUUCUGUCAUUCUCCAUUCCCCCCGCUACCCCUGUCAUUCUUCCUUCCCCCUUGUUACCCCUAUCAUCCUCCUUUCUCCCUUGUUACCCCUAUCAUUCUCCCUUCUCCCUUGUUUCCCAUGUCAUUCUCCCUCCCCCCUUGCUACCCCUAUCAUUCUCCCUUCCCUUCCCCUUGCUACCCCUAUCAUUCUCCCUUCCCCCUGCUACCCUUGUCACUCUCCCUUCCCCCUUGCUUCCCCUGUCAUCCACCCUUCCCCCUGCUACUCUUGUCAUUCUCCAUUCCCCCCGCUACCCCUGUCAUUCUCCCUUCCCCCUUGCUACCCCUAUCAUUCUCCCUUCUCCCUUGUUACCCAUGUCAUUCCCCCUUCCCCCUUGCUACCCCUAUCAUUCUCCCUUCUCUCUUGUUACCCAUGUCAUCCUCCUUUCCCCUUUGCUACCCCUAUCAUUCUCCCUUCCCCCUUGCUACCCCUAUCAUUCUCCCUUCUCCCUUGUUACCCAUGUCAUUCUACCUUCCCCCUGCUACCCCUAUCAUUCUCCCUUCUCCCUGCUACCCCUAUCAUUCUCCCUUCCCCCUGCUACCCUUGUCACUCUCCCUUCCCCCUUGCUUCCCCUGUCAUCCACCCACCCUUCCCCCUGCUACUCUUGUCAUUCUCCAUUCCCCCCGCUACCCCUGUCAUCCUCCCUUCCCCCUUGCCACCCCUAUCAUUCUCCCUUCUCCCUUGUUACCCAUGUUAUCCUCCCUUCCCCCUUGCUACCCCUAUCAUUCUCCCUUCUCCCUUGUUACCCAUGUCAUUCUCCCUUCCCCCUUGCUACCCCUAUCAUUCUACCUCCCCCCUGCUACCCCUAUCAUUCUCCCUUCCCCCUGCUACCCCUUGCGGAGAUAA
Messenger RNA from Closterium sp. Naga37s-1, 1602 nucleotides. The record is from the annotation of a GenBank genome assembly. NCBI's taxonomy places the organism in Eukaryota, Viridiplantae, Streptophyta, Zygnematophyceae, Desmidiales, Closteriaceae.